Molecule: messenger RNA, 1694 nt
Organism: Daldinia vernicosa
Lineage: Eukaryota; Fungi; Ascomycota; Sordariomycetes; Xylariales; Hypoxylaceae
Product: peptidase S8/S53 domain-containing protein
Exons: 4
Coding region: 260-1414 (384 amino acids)
Biological process (GO): proteolysis
Molecular function (GO): serine-type endopeptidase activity
Source: RefSeq, a predicted model, not a curated record
UGUCCGACUACGAAACGCUGUCCUUGGUAAGGAUCUGCUAUCACGAAGUCUGUCAUGGUAUUGCAUUCAACAUCCAACAACAUCACGCUUCUUGUCAGAGGGUCGCGAUGGGUAUUAUAAAAAGGACGAUGCUUCUCCCUUAGAUGGGCUAUCUUUACUCUCGCCAUCCCAUACUCAGAGCUUCGCCAUCAAGCAUCACUCGCUUCAGAUAACGCCGCAAGAUCAGCUCCAGACUCAUCACCCCUAUCUAUCCUUCAAAAUGCGCACCGCCGCCGCUCUAGCCUUGUUGCCUCUGGCACUUGCUACGCCCUCGAAGCGAGAUGCACCCGCGCCGGUUAUCAAGCCGCGAGGCGCCCAGCUCGUCGAUGGCAAGUACAUCGUCAAGAUGAAGGCCGACGCGAAGGACGAGUCUAUCCAGAGCUCUAUCCAGUCCGUCGCCAGCGACGCCGACUUCGUCUACAACACCAGCAAGUUCAAGGGCUUCGCUUCCAGCCUGUCGGAAGAAGAGCUCGAGGCUCUCAAGAACAACGCCGACGUUGACUACAUCGAGCAGGAUGCCGUUGUCACUAUCAAGGCCACCCAGGAGAACGCCGACUGGGGUCUAGCGCGUCUCUCUAGCACCGAGCCUGGCAGCACCACCUACACCUACGACGACAGCGCUGGUGAGGGUACCUGCGCUUAUGUCAUCGACACUGGCAUCGAAGUCGACCACGAGGAAUUCGAGGGCCGCGCCCAGUGGCUCAACAACUUCGCUGACGAUGACGACACCGAUGGCAACGGCCACGGUACGCACGUCGCCGGCACCAUCGGCUCGAAGACGUACGGAGUUGCUAAGAAGACGUCUCUCUUCGCCGUCAAGGUCCUCGACGCCAGCGGUUCGGGCACCAACUCCGGUGUCAUCGCCGGUAUGGACUUCGUCGCCAAGGACGCCGCCGGCCAGAACUGCCCCAAGGGUGUCGUCGUCAACAUGUCCCUCGGAGGUUCCUCCUCCAGCGCCGUGAACCAGGCGGCCGCCAGCAUCGUCGAUGCCGGCCUGUUCCUUGCCGUCGCCGCCGGUAACGAGGCCACCGACGCUUCUUCUUCUUCCCCCGCCUCGGAGGAAAGCGCCUGCACCGUCGGUGCCACCACCAAGGACGACGAGCUUGCCGAGUACUCCAACUACGGCAGCCUUGUUGACAUCCUUGCCCCCGGCACCGAUAUCGAGUCCACCUGGAUUGGUGGAUCUACCAACGUCAUCUCUGGAACCUCGAUGGCUUCCCCCCACAUUGCCGGCCUUGGUGCCUACUACUUGGGACUUGACGCUUCUCCCGUCGGCUCUCUCUGCGACUACAUCGCCCAGAGCGCUCUCUCCGGCGCUAUCUCUGGCGUUCCCAGCGGCACUGCCAACCUCCUUGCUAACAACGGCGAGUCUUAAAUCAUAGAAUCUGAGAAUAUGCUCGAUGGUAGCUUAGUUAUACCCGGUGGAGACUUUGUAUAUCAUUAACCAUCUAGUGGGACUUAUAGGGCGAAUGCCUUCUUAUAUAUGUAUAUAGUUGGGACUGGCGAGGGAUCGAGAAUGGGGACUGGGGGAUUGCCCAGUUAAUUGACGAUAAUAACCAUAUCCAUGUCGUACCUAGCUCUCCGAAUUUUCCCAGUGUCUGACGUUCAAAGUUUCCCAAAUAGGGGUUACUAGAAUUUAUGCUACUGAACCUACC